GAAAUAAGAACCCCGCUCAUCUUUUUGAGUUCACAAUGAGCUCAUAUAUUACAUAUAUGCUCCUGAUGCUCCAUUCGGUGGACCUGUGCUCGCUCUGAUACUCAACAUACUCAAAGGUUACAACAUCUCAAACAGCAGUGUGUCCUCAACAGAGAAUAAGAUUUUGACCUACCAUCGUAUGAUAGAGGCUUUCCGCUUCGCUGAUGCCCAGAAGAGUAAACUAGGAGACCCACUGUAUGAAGACCUCACUAAAAUUGUCCAAAGAAUGACCUCAGAGAGCUUUGCGGACGAGAUCAGGAGUAAGAUUAAAGAUGACAUCAAACAAAUCAGCUACGAUGAGCAGGAGGACAGUGAUGGUGUACCUGAUGACCAUGGCACAUCUCACCUGUCUGUCCUCGCUGAAGAUGGGAGUGCAGUGGCCGUCACCAGCAGUAUCAAUAACUAUUUUGGUUCUGGGGUGAUGUCACGCUCGACAGGCAUUAUAUUUAAUGACCAAAUGAGGGAUUUCAUUGAUCCUCAGCUGAUAAGUGAACUUGGCAUAAACAACUUAAUUAAACCAGGUAAAAGGCCACUUUCCUCAAUGUGUCCCACAAUCAUACUGGACAAACACAGCAAACAAGUCAAAAUGGUGGUCGGAGGUGCAGGUGGGACAAAUAUCACCACAUCAGUUGCUCAGGUGAUCCUGAACUAUCUGUUCUUUGGCUAUGACCUGCAGAACGCUGUUAAAGAGCCCAGAGUUCAGAUCACAAAGACAGAGACAAAUAUAGAAGACGACUUUAAUAAGAGUGUAAUUGAUGGGUUGAAGCUGAAGAACCAUAUUAUAUAUCACAAUAUUUCACUAUCAGUGGUCCUGGCAAUUGUACGACAGGGGGACAAAAUCUGUGCUGAAUCUGACAACAGGACUCACGGCCAUCCUGCUGGAUACUGAGCACUGCUCCUGUGCUCAUGCUGCUGUAGUCAAAUGAGUUUAAUCCAGCAAAAGUAAAACCUCCAAAAUUGUUUGUUGGGGUGUUUUAUGGCUGCCAAUAUACUAUGAGCUGCCAACGUAAAAAAGCUGUUCAUAACAUUGUUUCAGCCACACAUUACAAUAUUACACAGUCAAGUCACCUUUAUUUAUAUAGCGCUUUAUACAAUACAGAUUGUGUCAAAGCAGCUUUACAGUGUCAAACAGGAAAUAGUUUGUCAAUAAUGCAAGAGGACAAUAACAAACAGUCAAUUUUUCAGUUAAAGUCAGUUCAUCAUUGAUUCAGUGAUGUAAUCGGCCAGCUCAAGUCUAGUUGAUAAGUGUUGUUCUGUCAA
Onychostoma macrolepis is the source of this 1299-nucleotide messenger RNA. RefSeq names its product glutathione hydrolase 1 proenzyme-like. Lineage: Eukaryota; Metazoa; Chordata; Actinopteri; Cypriniformes; Cyprinidae. Bases 179 to 928 code for a protein of 249 amino acids. The transcript has 7 exons. The record is from RefSeq and is a predicted model, not a curated record.